AUGCAUUCAAAUUUCGUUCAAGCUCAUGGUCCUAAACGUUACAUGACUCCCAAAGACAUUGUACGAAGAGGUCUUCUGUCAUGUGUCACUUCUCCAAGUGAAACUGAAGGUCCUUAUUAUGUGAGUGGAAUGCCGUAUCGUGCCGACAUUACAGAAUCACGUCCUGGAAUUCCAAUGACUCUGUAUAUUACAAUUCUUGAUUUGAGUACUUGUUUGGCAGCGAAUAGUUCACAAAAUGUCACAGUUGAGAUUUGGCAUUGUGAUUUUGCUGGAAUUUAUUCGCAUUAUGAAGAAGCUUCGAAAAAUGUUCAAAAUCCAAAGACAGAUUCAAAUAUUUAUUUUCGAGGAAAGGUUUUUGCAAAUUCGACUGGAAUGGCAACUUUUAAUACAAUUUAUCCUGGAUGGUAUACUGGAAGAGAUGUUCAUAUUCAUGUCCGAAUUUGGCAAGGAACUUCAUUAAGGUUAACUUCACAAUUUUCAUUUGAUGACAAUUUGACAGCUAAGGUUGGACAAAUAUAUCCAUACACUGCAAAUACCAAUCAAAGAACGUAUUUGAGUUCUGAUAAUGUUUUUAAAGAUAAUGGAGUAUUGGGAAUGUUGAAUAUCGUUCAAGUGGACUCAUCGAAUAUGAGUGCAGGAUUCGAUGCCCAUGUCACGAUGGGAGUUUCCUUAUUGGCCAAUGCCACCAGUGUUUCAAGUGCAUCUUCAUCGAAGAGUUUUCCAAUCUCUACUUCCAUAAUGACCACAGCCAUGAGUGGACACUUGUUUUCGAGAUUUCAUUUAACAUGGUUAUGUGUCGUCAUGAUAUGGAUCAUGUCUUGUCUCCAUUAA
Naegleria lovaniensis is the source of this 831-nucleotide messenger RNA. RefSeq lists its product as uncharacterized. The record is from RefSeq and is a predicted model, not a curated record. The coding region runs from base 1 to 831 and encodes 276 amino acids. Gene Ontology annotation, molecular function: oxidoreductase activity, acting on single donors with incorporation of molecular oxygen, incorporation of two atoms of oxygen; ferric iron binding. The transcript has a single exon. Lineage: Eukaryota; Heterolobosea; Eutetramitea; Acrasida; Naegleriidae.